This is a messenger RNA of Caenorhabditis remanei, 6162 nucleotides long. RefSeq lists its product as uncharacterized. Gene Ontology annotation, biological process: ubiquitin-dependent protein catabolic process via the N-end rule pathway; protein ubiquitination. The transcript has 17 exons. Gene Ontology annotation, cellular component: cytoplasm; ubiquitin ligase complex. Lineage: Eukaryota; Metazoa; Nematoda; Chromadorea; Rhabditida; Rhabditidae. Bases 1 to 6162 code for a protein of 2053 amino acids. The record is from RefSeq and is a predicted model, not a curated record. Gene Ontology annotation, molecular function: ubiquitin protein ligase activity; zinc ion binding.
AUGAUUGUCGAUUUGGUUCAAUCGGUUAGACAGGGUGAAUGGACCCAAGUUCGCCAGUUGUUGUUGAAACACUGGCUUGUACAAGUUCCACAAGUAUUCGAAAUCAAUGGAGAUAUGCCAUGGGACAACACGGGUGUUAAUGAGAAGUUGCUUGGCUCUCCAGGAGAAUUAUUGUUCUCCCCUAUCGUCAGUGCAUUCUUGUUAGAUGUUCGAAACACAAAAAGUUCUCUGGAAGGAAUGAACGAAAUCGCUGGAGUAGAUCCAGCGAAUAAAGGCAAAAUUUGUGGUCAUGUUUUCAAAAAUGGAGAGCUCACGUAUACCUGUCUUGAUUGUGCCACAGAUGGAACGUGCGUCAUGUGUCUGCCAUGUUUCGAAGUAUCUAUUCACAAGUCGCACAAGUAUAAGAUGCACUCUUCAACCGGAUCAGGUUACUGUGAUUGCGGCGAUGUGGAUGCAUGGUGUGAGGGAUACGCUUGUGCGAACCACGAAAAGAAAGACGGUGAAGAAACAUUUACCCUAGCUCCAGAAUUGAAAAAGCGCAGUGAACAACUGAUUGAAAUUAUUCUACAUUUUGCACUUUCAAUGAUUACACACAAAGACGAUCUCCAACUACCCGAUUUUUUCGAAAAGUUGAAGACAGAAAGUUCAACUGACAAUCAGCAAUGCUUAACAGUUUUGUACAACGAUGAAACGCAUACAUAUGAAUCGGUUAUCAAUGUGUUAGAGCUGUACAUUCAUUGCACUAAAGAUCAGGCAAUGCUUGUUGCAACAAUCGUUGAUCGAGAAGGCCGCAGUGCGGUGAAGCUAGGGAAUAAAACUGAUUGUACAAGAACAAAAGAGGAUGUGCAGAAAAAAUCAUCUCGCGGUCAGAAUGUGAUCAGAAGAUCAUCUACCCAUCAUUUACCACUAAGUGUCAAAGUCAUGGAUACAACACUCUUUGCCCUUCAAAGUUUUUCUAUAUCACUUUUAACCUGGCUCAAUACCCAAAUGGACGUUUUCCCGCCGCUGCGAGAAAUUGUUGGGGAAGUCUUGCUCAAUUCAAACUUUCCUUUAAAGAAGAAGUACUUACAAAAAGUGGUCGUGGAAGAUUCCAAUAUAGAUAAUGCAGAUAUGAAUAACGAAAUUGAUGCAAAUGAAGAAGCAGAGCUUUUCCGACUUGCCAUAGAAGGAAGAAUGGAUGUUGAAGAUAUGAUCGGAGUAGAAGAUGAAGAUGAACAAAUGGAAGUUGACCCAGACGAAGAAGAAGAGGGUUCGAAUUCAGUAACAACGACUGUUGAAGAAUCGACCAUCGAAUCUUCAUCGUUCACAAUCCUGGAAAAUAUUCUUCUGCAGGAUACCCAAAUGUGGAAAGCUGGGAGAUGUAUCUUGCAUCAGUUACUCAUGAGAACCGUAUUUAUGAUUUACAAUCAGAAAGUUCGCUUUGCUAAAGCUUUCAUGAAACACUACAAUGAGAUUUAUGAGGAUUUUAUCAAAGACGAUCAUGAAAUGGACGUAUCUGUAGUAGGAUUGUCAGUGCAGUUUAUGACUGUCCCAAGUUUGGCCAGAAAAUUAGUAGCAGAAGACGAGGCAUUCAGUGUAAUCUCAAAAGCAAUUCGUGUGCAGACUGAUAAAUACAUCAAAUUAAAUGCUGAUGAAAAAGUUGCGAGAUUCGACUUCGCGAGCCGAUCAUUCCCAGCUGAUUUGAGAAGAUCACUUCAAAUCACACGUGAUAUGGCUUAUAUUCUGAAUGCAGUUCCUUCCGAAACUGAUUGGACCCGAGAGUUAAUUGAUGGAUUUGUAAGUGGAUUUGCUGAUUUCUUAGUUUUUGUUCAACGGUUACAAGGAAUGGAUGAGGUGAAGCGACAAGCAGUGGAACAUCAAGUUUGGGAAUCCGAGUGGGAAACGGCGUUUAAUAUUCUUUUGAGAUUGAAGGAUGCAAUUACUCUAGCAAUUUCGUGGGCGGAAACGAAUGAAGAAGUUCAUAACCGUGUCUUAUUGAUGUGUUUGGAAUUGAUGAAUAAUAUGCCACCUGUUUACACCAAGGCUGACGAUGACUCAAAAGAAGUUACAAUAACAAUCAAUGGAGAAUCGUGCAAAAUCACACAUUUUGAUGUGCUGAAAUCUGCUACAUCAAUUCACCAACCGGUGGUUCGAAUUAUCGCAGGUCUAUUCACUGCUCAAAAUCAUGCGAUGUUUUUGAUGAGAAACGAUUGUGGUAACGAGAUUCAGGAACAGAUCAAGACCAUUCUAAUAACUAACGAAGACACGAAUCUCUACGAAUUGAGUCUUAGGGUCCUCGUUCUAUGUGCUCAGUCAAAUGCGUCACUAUGGAGAAGAAAUGGUUUUUCUUUAGUAAACCAAAUUCACAAUUAUUUUUCCCCAUUAUGUCGUAAUGAGAUGUUUGAUCGAGACAUAUUAAUGAUGCAAGUUGGAGCUGCUAUGACCCCACCAUUGAAGUUUAUCAUUCAUUUGCUUCAACGCUUCCGGCUUGAUAAAUGGGCAACAAUCGAAUUCGAACAAGAUAAAGCCACCGCUGCACAAAUCAAACCUGAAUCAGAGGAUCUUAGCAAGACCAUGGUCACUAUAGCUGAAGAAUUUUUCCAAUGUCUUAUUUUGAUUUUAUGUGAACGAUACGCCCACGGUGUUGGUAAAACGAAUCCUAUCGACGGACUGAAACGAGAAGUCAUUCAUAUUCUGUGCACUGGCUCUCAUACUUUCAGCCAUAUUCAACAGAAGGUGUCUCAUGAUAGCAACGCGAAACGUAUUUCACUUCAUGAUGCCGUUAAUCAAGUUGCUGAUUUCCGAAAACCAUUAUCAACUUCAGCUGGGCAGUUUCACUGCAAAGAAUCUAGUCUUCCUGUUUACUCCCCUUUUUUCAUGCACUAUUCAAAAAGUGAUCAAUCGGCAGCAGAACAAAGUCAAGCUCGUGUACGUGCAAAACUAGACAAAAACAUUCGUGCGUGCGCUCCUCCUGUUCUUCCUGAUUUCCUCUCAUUUUUCGAACAAAUACCAAUGCUCUUGAAAUCUGGUAUCCUGAUUCAUGUAUUCCGUCUUGUGAUAGACAGAGCUACUCGUAGAAGUCGUUUUUCAAGCGAUCGUCUUUUCCACAAGGUUCUUUAUCUAAUUGGAAUUGCAUUGAACGAGGAAGAAAAAUGUUCAUCAUUCGGAUUUACCCAGAAAGCUGAAGAAAGCGUUGGUCUUUUAGCGUUACUGGAAGGCCUUAUCGGCAAACCUGAAUCAUCUAUUUGUCCAAUUCUACUCGAAGUAACUGUUGAUAAGUAUAGGAAGCUGUUGAAAUCUAAAACAGGACCAUCCGAACCGGCUCCAGCUGCUGACCAAAAACAACCGCUUCAUUCAGCAGAGGAAUUGAAAGCAAAACGAGCUGCACGAGCGGCUGAGAUGAGACAGAAGGCGAUGGCGAAAAUGUCCAAUAUGCAGUCAAAAUUCAUGAAGAAAAUCGAAGUGGAAGACACGAAGGAUGAAUCACAGCCUUCCGCUGAGAAAUCAGAUGGUGUUGUCAAAAAUGAAGAUUACGAAAAUAAACAGUUUUUCGAUGAAGAUGUUGUGAAGCAAAUCGGUCACGAUUUCCCAGUUUGUAUUGGAAGAAACAAAUGGCAAACGGAAGUUGUGAAACCAAGAACGUUGACAUGUAUUUUAUGUCAAGAAGACGAAGUGAUCGCACCUCAACAAGGAAAACCGAUGGUGUGUGCAGCUUUUAUUCAACAAUCUCAACUAUUUACACACAAGAAUAAAAACGGAGAACUCAUGACAUCAUCAAGUGGAACUAUUUCAACUCGCGAUCUCCUCACAGCUCCUGCAACACUUCAGUAUGGCGUAGAUGUUUCUACCUGUUCACACAGUAUGCACUAUGAAUGCUAUCGAAGCUUGUCGGAAUCCAAUCGAUCCCGUGAUAGUUUGAGAGCUCGCCAAGUCGGUCAACAUGCACACAAAAUGGUGGAUACCGAAAGUGGUGAAUACCAGUGUCCGUUGUGCAAAAGAUUGUCCAAUGCAGCCAUUCCAAUUCUACCAGCAUAUCAACUGACUAAUCAAAUCGGAUUCUCUACCAUCUCAGGUGCAGCCAAAGAAAACUUCGAAUCUUAUAUUACAAGGGUUAAACGAAACUUAGAUAUGCCUCUCAGCUCUGAAUCUGUUACCAAAAAAGGACAUAGCAGGAAGAGAUCUCACUCAGAAAGAUCUUUACUUGAUCUCGAGAAACUUUCUCAGACAAGCAAAGAACCUGAUGCCACCAAUAUGUACUCUGGCGUUUAUUCAUUCAGUGCUGCCCACAGCGACGCAAGCAGCACUACUCAACUAUCACCCAGUACUGCUAAUGAAUCUCAAAUGGUUUUGAACAUAACGCCAUCGCCAGAUGAUGUAGAUUUCUAUAAUGAACUUGCUGCUUUAUUUGUGGAUCCUGAGCCAAACACAGUCACAUCACCGACUACAGUUUCGACCCCAGUUAGUGGUUCAACUCCUCGGAGCAGCGACACAGUGCCGAAUGAAGUUGUCAAGAAACCAUUGAGUAGUCAGAUUCAGCAUGCUCUCUAUACUCUCAUCCGACCUUUUCCAUCACUAAUGAAGAGUCGUAUAUGCUCAACAUCGUUCGAAGGAUUUGAAGAUCCAAUUAAAGAUCUCGGAAAAAAUAUGAUCAAAUAUCGGAGACGUGGAAACGAAUUGAAGAUAAACUUCAUUGAGAAACAUCUCAAAGGAUAUGUCAUUUCAACUGUAACAUGGCAAAGCACUGCACAUGUUGCUAGAGCUAUUUCUGCCUACUUACAUUAUGACAAUAAGCCACUGUUCGGAGCUCUGAACACUAGGCAAAAAGAUUGUCUGUCAGCUAUGGGACGUUUAUGUGCAUCACUCUCACAUAAUAUGCAGUAUCUUCUCCACGCUGUUUCGGAUAUGCUUCGAGUGCUUCUUUGUGAUCCACCAAAAGCGAAGUUAGCUCAAACACCUGGGUCUCCGCAAUUUGGAACGGCUGCCACAUCUUCGCCUGGAUCUUCAACACUUCCCCUUCCACAUUCUGGGACAAAUUUUACCUUUUUGGUUCAAUUAUUCAAUCCAGCUGGUCCAAGAAAAAAUGUUAAUCUAAACAUUUUGCAAGUAGAUAUUCUCAGUUUAGCAAUUUCUUUGAUGAUGACUAUCGGCUGGACCUGGCACAAUGGUACACAAUCAAUGAACUCUUCAACACAUCAGAAAUCACGUUUGCUCACUCCAGAUGGGUCUGUUGAUGAAGCGUAUGUUCUUCGUCUUGCUCUUCUGGCAUAUUACUUCCAGAUCAUUGCAACUCAUCAGGAGUCUGAUGGAGAUGACUUCCCGAUGGAGGAUGAUGAAGUGCGCCCUGACAUUGAUCCUGCCGCUGUUGAGAUAAUAGUCAAGCUUCAUUCAAUUUGCCAUCCUGAAGAACCAACAUUAAGACGAGUGGAUGCGUUGUGGCGAAAAAUUGAAGAAGGAGCUCAAUCUCUUCUUAGACCAAUAGCUCUUCUUUAUCAUUUCAUUACACUUGUUGAUCCACCAGAAGCUUUGAAAGAUCCAUCGAUUAAUAGUUCGGAAGCAUUAUUCCGUUACCUCGGUCUUCCACAAAAGAUUGAAGAACAAGUUCAUGGUUCUCUUGUGGAGUCACUGUUCGUCAUGUGGUCUUCGGCUAUUCCUAGAGAGUUUUCUCUCCGCCAAGAUCUUGUGGUUCAACCUGUCCGGCCGAAUCUUCUUGUUGAGUUACCUGAAAGAUAUAGUCAAUUGAUAAAUCAAGUUGCCACCUUCAAAUGUCCAACGAUCCCCAUCGAGGAAUCGACGUCUAAUGUUCCGACAUUGUGUCUAGUCUGUGGUACAAUAUUGUGCUCACAGGCUUAUUGUUGUCAGAAAAUCAUAAAUAAACAGUCGUAUGGCGCAUGCCGAUAUCAUAUGUCACAAUGCUCAGGAUCUGUUGGAAUGUUUUUGAGAGUUCGAGACUGCAGCCUAGUGUUGAUGACAACCCGAAAACGUGGUUGCUUCCGUCCCGCCCCAUACGUUGAUGAAUUCGGAGAGGUUGAUCAGGGUUUCCGUCGUGGAAAUCCUCUUCAUUUGAAUUCCGAGCUUUAUCAGAAGUUAAAGUCGUUGUGGCUCCAGCAAGGAAUCACUGAAGAAGUUGUAAACUACAAUGAAAUCGACUAUCGUAAUGUGCAAUACGAUUGGGCUCAUUUCUAA